CCUCCGUAGCGCCGGCCGGCCGGCCUGACUGGCUGCUCGGGCUCUGACAUCACAUGGUGGCCAGCUGUUGAUUUGGCGCUGUCUCCAAGGCUGGCCGGCUUGAUGGGUUGUGGCAGGUAGACUUGUGCUUGCGCAGCGUCGUCCCCUCCCUCUUUGCGAUAACCGUCAUCCCCUCCCCUCUCGCUCUCCUUUUUAGACCCCCCUCUUCCCACCUCGCACUCUCACUCUUCCGAGCGCGUGUGCAGGAGGCAGCAGCCAGAGGAGCGAGCUGGGAGGCGACUCCAGCCUCCUCUUCAGCAAAUAGUGCCUCCUGUCCACCAUGGAAACUAAAGAGCCGAGUAGCAGAAGGGAUGGAGGGUAGAGCUGCCGGGCAGGUCAGCGAGGGUCAUGUGGGUGUCGGAGGCCCCGGUUGCCGUGCAGAGCAGCUGAAGCGGACAUGGAAAAUAAGUCUCCGGCGGCAUCGGUAGGCUUGGCCCUGUCAACUUCACCAGCCACCUCCUCCUUUGCCACUACCUUCUCAACUGGCUACGCACCAAGUGCUCUGUCUUCGCCAACAUCUUCCUCAAAAAUUUGCAAUGAGAAUGUCUGAUAAAGCUGACACUGAAACAAUGAAGGUUUCCGAGGCUGACGACACCGCGUCAAAUCGAAAGGACAACGCCAUUCAGUCCGAGGUGUCUGAGAAGGGCGACAAAGACGAUCCUGGCAGCAUCAAUACAAAGGAACCCAAGCCAGUGAAGACAUGUAAGUCUAACACCAGGCUAAGGCUUGUUCGCAGCCUGGCAAUAUGUGAGGAGUCCUUCCCUUGUCCAAUUCUUGAGCCGUCAGCCGCACCUCAGGAUGAAUUCCUUCUUGGAGUGUUGGAAAAGGAAGAUGGAGCUACACAGGAACAGGCUGAGAAAGAAGUGUGCUGCGACAAGGCAAACAAAGCUGACAAAAACCAGAGAAAAGUGUUGUCCAGAGAUUCCAGUCAGGACUACACCGACUCCACUGGCAUAGAUCUCCAUGAGUUUUUAGUCAACACAUUAAAAAGCAACCCCAGGGACCGAAUUAUGCUGCUCAAGCUUGAACAAGACAUCUUGGACUUCAUUGGCAACAACGAAAGCCAGAAAAGAAUAUUCCCGCCUAUGACGUCCUAUCACAGGAUGCUGUUGCACCGCGUGGCCGCCUACUUCGGGAUGGACCACAACGUGGACCUGACCGGAAAGUCUGUUGUCAUCAACAAAACCACCAGCACAAGAAUACCCGAUCAGAAAUUCUCCGAGCACAUCAAGGAUGACAGGGCGGACGAUUUCCAGAAACGCUACAUUCUCAAACGAGACAACUCCAGCUUUGAUCGCGACGACAGCACGAUUCGGAUGCGUUUGAAAGCAGACAAGAAAAGCAAAUCGAUGGAGGAGAGGGAGGAGGAGUACCAACGAGCCAGAGAAAGGAUAUUUGCACAUGAUGGUGAUGAUCACUUCAUCCUGGAUAGAAUCUCUCAGGAUGAAGACGCAUGUAUGCGCACCCAGCACAGGCGGCAAAUGUUCAGGUCACGGGCCGGCCGCUCGGCUGCCAGCUGGCAAAGCAGCUCCGAGACGGACACGCUGCCGCGACAGAGCGAGCCCCGACCGUGGAGCAGCACUGACAGCUCGGACAGCUCCAACCGCCUGGCCCCGCGACCUGCCAUCACCAAGGCCAGCAGCUUCAGCGGCAUAUCCCGCAUUCUGGCGCGAGGGGACAGCAGCGCCAGCAGCAAGAGCACUGGGAGGCUUUCCAAAACAGGAUCAGAAUCUUGCAGUAGCGUCGGUUCUUCGUGCAGUUCGCUGUCUCGUCCCCACCGGCCUUUCACGGUGCCAGCCUCUUUGCGGCCCAAAAUGCCCUUAGUCCACCAGACUGCGGAUACUAAAGGCUCGGCACACAACCCUAACAUGAUCAGGAGCGCCCCGCCCUCUGCUGACGCCACAAAUUAUUAUGUGUUGUCGUUGGAGGCCUCAGGGAUACCACCUGGCAGCGUUCUGGUCAAUCCACACACAGGCAAGCCUUUCAUUCAUCCAAGCGGCAGUGGCAUCGCUUAUAAUAUGGCCAGUGUGGCACCCCCUGCUGGUAGGGGCCCACAUCAAGGGAAGGCGGCGGCGGUGGCGGCACAUCAGCUAACCUCGGUUGCAAGCCAGCAGCAGCCACCUAAUCACCUUCACUCUCAGCCGUCCUCUGAACCUGUUCAUAACCCGACGGUCUCCUACAGUCUUCCUCCUCCUCAGUUCCUGCCCGUCUGUCCAAACCAACAGUACACUGUGCCUGACUCCCUCAACGCCCAAUUUAGUCAUAUGACCGUGGCGCAGCAGUCGUCCAGCAGUAGUGGCGCGCCAGCCGUUGAUGCCCGCCACUAUGCAGCUGUGUACCACCACCCCCACGCCCCGCUGGUACUGCAGGGAGCGCCCUCACAGCAGGUUGCCAACUACAUGGUCGCAGGACCCUCGGGGGGCCACCCAGGGAUGCUCCAAGGCCAGCAUGUCCCGCUUCCUGGCCUUAGCCACGCAUAUGCCAGCAGCAUGCCCGGUCAUGCUGCUUUCCCCGCAUCCAGUCUGAACCAGCAACACACCAGUGUGCUCCAGCAGCACACCUACUUUCACCAACCUGUUCAGCAGAUGCCCACGUGCUACUGCUCUUCCACCCACCACCCUCAGUGUUCCAACCAGCAACAGAACUACCGUCCGCCUGUAAACCAUCUGGCCUACAACGGCCCUCACAGCCAAAACCUGCCACCACAGCAAGUGCACCAGCCUGUGAUGUCGAGCCCUGUGUCCAGUUACCAGACCGUAGUGGGUGUGCAGCCAACACCCAACUUCACCAUCACUGCUGCCCAGCAAAGCAAUAUUGGCAGUCAGAUGCAAGGGAUGAUGGUGCAGUACUCCCCAGUGCAGUCGUAUCAGCAGGUGUCCGUGCCACAUCAGACGCACCAGCAGCCAAUGUUGGUGUCGUGCCAGCCAGGACAGGGCGCCGUGGCGGUCGCUGGCAUGCAGCCCUGCUACGGCCUCCUCCCUCCUCCAAACCAGCACACCACCAUGAGUUCCACUGUGAGUUUCCUCCCCUCUCCAAUGAUGGAGCAGCUCCAGUUUCCUCAGAACUCAUCCUCCAGUGUUGCCCAGCAGAACCAAGGCCAGCAGUACACAGCAGGGUUGUUGCCCCCACCCCCCGGCAGCGGCAUGAUGAUGUUGCAAAUAGCAGCGCCCCCCUGCCAGCAGAAGCAGCCCAGCUACAAACACCUGGGCCUGGAGCACCAGCGCGGCCACCGACCGACGGAACGCCCGCCGCCUCCUGACAACACGCAGAGCAGCCUGUCCUCGUCCCCGACGCUCUCACCCUCGCCGGGCCAGUCGCCCAACGUCAAGGGCCUCCCAACGGGCAUCCCGUCCAUCCCCGUCAUGGCCCACCAGCACCACCCGCAGCUUCCUGCAGCCUUCUGCCACAGUGGACAAGGUGAAGCCCAUUACUCACUAUUAGGUCAGCCGCUGCAGUACAAACACGCCAUCAGACCUCCACUGGUCCACACGGCGCACCUGGUGACGAAACAUCAGGGUCCAAUGGGGGUUUGGCGUAGCGGUCACGGAAGGAAGGCUGGCAGAAGAUCUUUACCCGCAGACCACAGCGUAGGUGAAGCAGGUAAUACCAACACACCAGGUCGACUCCUACUUAUUAGCAUGUUGAAAAAUGCAGACGUCCCUCGUUUAUUAAUGGGUCCCGAACAUCCAUCCAUCCAUCUAUCUUCUUCCGCUUAUCCGAGGUCGGGUCGCGGGGGCAGCAGCCUAAGCAGGGAAGCCCAGACUUCCCUCUCCCCAGCCACUUCGUCCAGCUCCUCCCGGGGGAUCCCGAGGCGUUCCCAGGCCAGCCGGGAGACAUCGUCUUCCCAACGUGUCCUGGGUCUUCCCCGUGGCCUCCUACCGGUCGGACGUGCCCUAAACACCUCCCGAGGGAGGCGAUCGGGUGGCAUCCUGACCAGAUGCCCGAACCACCUCAUCUGGCUCCUCUCGAUGUGGAGGAGCAGCGGCUUUACUUUGAGCUCCCCCCGGAUGACAGAGCUUCUCACCCUAUCUCUAAGGGAGAGCCCUGCCACCCGGCGGAGGAAACUCAUUUCGGCCGCUUGUACCCGUGAUCUUGUCCUUUCGGUCAUAACCCAAAGCUCAUGACCAUAGGUGAGGAUGGGAACGUAGAUCGACCGGUAAAUUGAGAGCUUUGCCUUCCGGCUCAGCUCCUUCUUCACCACAACGGAUCGAUACAGCGUCCGCAUUACUGAAGACGCCGCACCGAUCCGCCUGUCGAUCUCACGAUCCACUCUUCCCUCACUCGUGAACAAGACUCUGAGGUACUUGAACUCCUCCACUUGACCGCGAUAAAAUAAUUUCAACAAAGUAAAAAAACGGUCACCCUUUAGUCACUGUUACUCUUUUGAUCCAAUGUAGUAAUGCUGCUUGGAGGAUGAGCCAAUCAGUGGCUAUGAUACUGCUAAGUGGGUUGGUCUCAUCUAUUGGCCAACACUACUACAGUAUUGAGAUUUUUAGUUCAUUUAGACAUUUUUAUGCUUGAAAAUGCUUAAUUUAGGAGCAAAAAAUUGUAGAAUAAUGCUGUGAAAUAAAACUCUUAAAAUAUCCCCAUAAAAACUGCAAUGUGUUGAAACCGCAAUAUUUCAAGCGGGACGUGGCUAGGGACGACUGUACAUUAAAGGUGUUUAAUCAAGCUAAUAACAGAAAAUAGAGCAACUCCAACACAAUCCCAGCUUUAAAAUACUUAAGAUAGACAUUUACCAAGCAAUUGAGAAGACAUAUAAAUACAAGACUAAAAGGAAGGAAACCCCAAAAUGAGCAAAGGCAACAGUAUCAGUAAUUACAAUAAUAAUAUUAUCAAUAAUAGUUGUUUGCUGUAUUUAAACUAAAAAUAAAUUCUUGAAAAAAAAGGCAAUUUUUCUUUUUUUUCUUUUGUACUUUUUUCAUUUAAAUGAUUAAUCAGUUUAGAAUUGGACUAAAUAUAAAUCGCGAUUUAGCUGUAAAUCAGUUUUUUGGAGCUACCCUAAUAAUAAUAGUAAUAAUAAUAAUAAUAAUAAUAAUAGUUUGUUUUAAUAAAAACAAUUGAUUCCUUAAAAAAUCUACAAAUAAAAUGGGAAAAAAAUUACUUAAAAAAAUAAUAAAAAUCAAUUCUCAAAUUAUGAAUUGUUUUAGAAUUAAAACAAAUUUGUUGAUUUGAAUCAAUUUUUUGGAGUACCUAUAAUAACAAUAAUAGUUGUCUAAUGUUUUUAAUCCAAAAACUGAUUUUUGAAAUAAAAUGUUUGUUUUAAAAAUUACUUUUUAAAAAAAACAUGAAUUCUCAAAACUUAUGAAUUGAUUUAAAAUUUAAACAAAUGAAAAUCGCGAUUUGGAUGUGAAUAAAUUUUUUGGAGCUACUCUAAUAAUAAUAAUAAUAAUAAUAAUAAUAAUAAUAAUAAUAGUUCAAUGUUUUAAUGAAAACAAUUUAUUCUUAAAAAAAUGUAUAAAUAAAAAAAUUUUUUAAAUGACUUUAAAAAAAAAAAAUUGUUUUUCAAAUUAUGCGAUUUGGAUUUGAAUCCAUUUUUGGCGUACCCAUAAUAACAUUAAUAGUUGGUAAAUUUUUUUUUAUCUAAAAAUUUAUUUUUUUCAAUAAAAUGUUUGUUUUACUUGGAAAAAAAAACAUGGAUUCUGAAAAGUUAUGAAUUGAUUUAAAAUUGAAACAAAUGAAAAUUGUGAUUUUGAUGUGAAUCCUUUUUUUGGUGCACCCCUAAUAUUAUCAAUAAUUGUUUAAUGUUUUCAAUCUAAAAUUGAUUCUUGAACUAAAAUGUUUGUUUGAAAAAUUACUUUUGGAAAAAAAAACAUGGAUUCUCAAAAAUGAUGAACUGAUUUAAAAUUGAAAUAAACAAAAAUCGUGAUUUGUGUGAAUAUUUUUUUGGGUGUACACAUAAUAAUAUUAAUAAUUGGUGUUUAAUAUUUUUAAUGUAAAAACUGAUUCUUGAAAUUAAAUUGUUUGAAAAAAUGAAAACAUGGAUUCUCAAAACUUAUGAAUUGAUUUAAAAUUGAAACAAAUGAAAAUCGUGAUUUGGAUGGGAAUCAAUUUUUUGGAGCUUCCCUAAUAAUAAUAAUAAUAAUAAUAGUUUAAUGUUUUAAUCAAAACAAUCAAUUCUUUUUUUUUUUUUAUAAAUGAAAUAGAAAAAAAAAAUUACUUUAAAAAAAAAAAAAAAAAAAAUUUAAUUGUUUUUUCAAAUUAUGAAUUGAUUUAGACUUGAAGCUGGGCUCCAGCAUCCCCCACGACCCCGAAAGGGACAAGCGGUAUCAAAUGGAUGGAUGGAUAAACAAAAAUCGUGAUUUGGAUUUGAAUCCAUUUUUGGGAGUACCCAUAAUAACAAUAAUUGUUUGUUUUUAACCUAAAAAACUGAUUCUUGAAAUAAAAUGUUUGUUUUAAAAAUUACUUUAAAAAAAAAACAAAAAAACAUGGAUUCUCAAAACUUAUCAAUUGAUUUAAAAUUGAAACAAAUGAAAAUCGCGAUCUGGAUGUGGAUCCAUUUUUUGGUGAACCCCUAAUAAUAUCAAUAAUUGUUGUUUAAUGUUUGUAAUGUAAAAACUGAUUAUUGAACUAAAAUGUUUGUUUGAAAAAUUACUUUAAAAAAAAUAAAAAAAACAUGGAUUCUCAAAAAUGAUGAACUGAUUUAAAAUUGAAAUAAACAAAAAUCGCGAUUUGGAUGUGAAUACAUUUUUUGGAGCUACCCUAAUAAUAAUAAUAAUAAUAAUAAUAAUGUUUUAAUCAAAACAAUUGAAUCUUCAAAAAUGUAUAAAUAAAAUAGAAAAAAAAUUAUUAAAAAAAAAAAAGUUUUUCAAAUUAUGAAUUGAUUUAGAAUUGAAGUAAACAAAAUUUUUUGGGUACCCAUAAUAACAUUAAUAAUAGUUGUUAAAUGUUUUUAAUGUAAAAACUGAUUCUUGAAAUAAAAUGUUUGUUUGAAAAAUGUCUUUAGAAAAAACAUGGAUUCUCAAAACUAAUGAAUUGAUUUAAAAUCGAAACAAAUGAAAAUAAUGUAAACAAAAUGUUUGUUUGAAAAAUGACUUUAAAAAAUAUAUAUAUUGGAUUGCAUAAAAUGAUGCAUGGCUCUAUAAAGUUAAAUAAUGUAUUUGAUCAACUUAACUGUGAUGUCAAAUAGUGUGAGAAUGAUUUUAAAAAAGGGUGGUUGGCAGAAUAAAAGCACAUUCCGCACCUGGCAGUGGAACCAGCAACCCCUUGGGUCUGCGCUGAAUGACUUUGUGCUGACGGUCUCAAACAAGGUGUCAUAUUUUUUGCACUGGCCGACACAUUAGGCGCACUCUGCAGGUGUGCUCGUCAACAAUAUGGCAGGCCACCAUUUGCACGCUUUUCGCCGACGUUAUCAAAUAUUGCUGUUGUCGGCGUUUCGCACGUAUGAUGCUGACGGCGGCAGUUUGCCGACGCCUCCCCCGACACACGUCUGCUUCUUCCUCUCUACCCGUGACACUUGUCUUAUUUCCUGGCGACGUGUGUCAGCAGUGAGCGGUCGGAUCUUGAAAGUGAUGGAUCCUUGACCUGGCCCGACCCUCCAAGACCUGACACUACAUCAACGCCGCAGACGCUUCCGCUUUUUUUUUUUUUUUUUUUUUUUUUUUUUUUUUUUUUUUUUUUUUUUUUUUUUUGCCACAGCAGAACUUGUACCAGACUCCACAAAAAAAGGAGCUGUGGGACAAAACCAGCUGCUAGGUUUUGGUGCGCCAGUGGAAGCGCCGAGUGAACCUCCAACCUCUGCUGCCUCGGUCUGGACUGUUUCACAUCCCAGACUGACCACUUCACCAAAUCAGUAUCUUAGUUUGAAGAGUCAACCUUCUCUUGUUGUACUUUCCUUUACCUCUCCACCCGGCUGACAGGUCUCUGCAGGGUGGAAACUCAACACUGUGGGCUUUUGUUUUGUUGUUUUUUUACCUUUUUGCUGAAAUAUUAGCAAGUUUAUUAAUUAGUGUGACAGUCGAGCUAAGUUUUCAUUCAUGCCCAAACAAUAAAUAUGACUGAAUAUAUAUAUAUAUAUAUAUAUAUAUAUAUAUAUAUAUAUAUAUAUAUAUAUAUAUAUAAUUUACAGUACGAAUGAAGCGAUGAGCAAGAUCUGGCAGACCCUGGAUUUAGUUUUAUUGGUACUCUUUUACCAUGUUUGCACUCUAUCAGGCCAUUUUUGUUGAAUUGAAUUCAAAAGUUCAUGUGCAUAUGAAAAAUGCAAGCGAGUUUGUUACUCAAUUUUCUUUGGAAUUUCUGACGUGUGACAGUUGUUUGAGGUUUGAACUAAUAAACGUUUUCACUACA
Messenger RNA from Nerophis lumbriciformis (worm pipefish), 8325 nucleotides. RefSeq names its product R3H domain-containing protein 1-like. Gene Ontology annotation, molecular function: nucleic acid binding. The record is from RefSeq and is a predicted model, not a curated record. Lineage: Eukaryota; Metazoa; Chordata; Actinopteri; Syngnathiformes; Syngnathidae.